CCUGUACUGACGUAGGAUUUGCCGGCGUAUGCCUUUUUCCCCCAGAAUACAUUCACACUGACACCUAGCUAGUUAGGCUAGCUAACUACGUUUCCCCACCCCGUCUGGGCUUUUGCCAAUCGAAGACGAUGAGGCUGAAAAAGAUCCUGAGGACGGCACAUCAGGCAUGGAGCCCUGCCGCACUACAUCCUACCUACCUGGCAGCAGGCACUUCAGCUCAGCAGCUGGAUGCAUCCUUCAGCACCAGUGCAGCGCUGGAGAUUUUUGAAAUGGAUUUUGCCGAUCCCUCUCAGGAGAUGAAGCUCAGAGGAGCUCUCUCCACCACUAACAGGUUUCACAGCCUAAUCUGGGUGAAUUUUGGAAUGGGAACUGAUGGGUCCGCUGGGAGGCUCAUCGGAGGCAGUGAAAACGGUGCGCUAACAGUUUACAGUCCAGAGGAAAUCCUGGCAUCUGGAGACGCCGCCAUAAUCGGCCAGUCUGAAAAACACUCCGGUCCCGUGCGAGCUCUAGACUUCAAUCCUUUUCAGAGCAAUCUGUUGGCAUCAGGAGCAAAUGAUUCAGAGAUAUAUAUCUGGGAUUUGAAUAACUUCAGCAACCCAAUGACACCAGGAGCAAAGUCUCAGCUGUGUGAGCCUCUUGAAGACAUCAGUGUGGUUGCAUGGAACAGGCAGGUGCAGCACAUUCUGGCCUCCGCGAACCCCAGUGGCAAAGCGGUCGUCUGGGACCUGAGAAAGAAUGAGCCCAUCAUAAAAAUCAGUGACCAUAGCAACAGGAUGCACUGUUCUGGCAUGCUGUGGCACCCAGAAGUUGCCACACAGCUGGUGCUGGCCUCUGAAGAUGACCGCCUGCCAGUCAUCCAGAUGUGGGACCUACGGUUUGCUACAUCCCCCCUGAAGGUCCUGGAGAGCCACACGAGGGGAAUCCUCUCCAUCUCUUGGAGCCAAGCUGACCCCGAGCUGCUUCUCAGCAGCGCGAAGGACAACCGCAUCCUGUGCUGGAACCCCACAAACGGAGAGGUGAUUUAUGAGCUCCCCACCACGAAUCAGUGGUGCUUCAAUGUCCAGUGGUGCCCAAGGAAUCCAGCUCUUCUCUCGGCCGCCUCGUUCGAUGGGCGGAUCAGCGUCUACUCAGUCAUGGGAGGAAGCCUGGAUGCUCAGCAGCAAAGCAGCGCUGAUAAGAUCUCUGCUUCCUUCGACACCAUGGACCCCUUUGGAACAGGACAGGUGCUCCCUCCCCUGCAGGUGCCCCAGCCCACAGCCAAGCCCACGGUGGUUCCUCCCCUGAAAAAGCCACCCAAGUGGGUGCGCAGGCCUGUGGGGGCCUCCUUCGCUUUUGGGGGGAAGCUGAUCACCUUCGAGAACCUGAAGCCACCCCAGCAGCAGGGCCCGCAGGCUGUCCCCAGGCAGGUGUUCGUCAGCCAGGUCGUCACGGAGACCGAGUUCCUCCAGCGUUCCGGCGAGCUGCAGGCGGCUCUGCAGGCUGGCUCCUUCUCCAGCUACUGCCAGGCCAAGAUCACCAACGCACCCAGCGACUCUGAGCAGGACAUCUGGAGGUUCCUCAAGGUUAACUUUGAAGACGAUGCCCGUGUUAAGUUUCUCAGGCUUCUGGGUUUCAGUAAAGAUGAGCUUGAAAAAAAGAUAUCAUCCAGUUUGGGGAAGGACAUCUGUGCUAACGGUCACGGUGUGGAUGCUAAUGAUCUGGCUGAAAAGAUGCAGCUCCUCUCUGCUCAGCAGUUGGAUGAGUCCGGUGCUGCCGCAGACGCCCUGUCCACUCCGUCAGACUUCUUCAGUAACCUGCCCAAUGACAAGCCCAGCUUCCAGAUCCCUGUAUCUGCAGACACCGAUGGCCUGAUCAGCCAGGCGCUUCUGGUGGGCAAUUUUGAGGGAGCGGUGGAUCUGUGCCUGAAUGACGGGCGCUUUGCCGAGGCAAUCCUCCUGGCCAUCAGUGGAGGAGAGGAGCUGCUGAAAAAGACCCAGCAGAGAUACCUGGACAAGCAGAAGAGCAGCAUCUCUAAGCUCAUCUCGUCAGUCGUCACCCAGAACUGGAGGGAUAUUGUGCAGAGCUGCGAUCUGGACAACUGGAAGGAGGCCCUGGCAGCUCUCCUGACCUACACCCGCCCUGAGGAGUUCGCCGAGCUGUGUGAUGCUCUGGGGGCUCGUCUGGAGCACGAGGGCACCGAGAAGCACUGUCUCCAGGCCUGCCUGUGUUACAUCUGCUCUGGAAACAUUGAGAAACUAGUGGAGUGCUGGGCCCUGAAGAAAGACUGCUCGUCCCCGCUGGCCCUGGAGGAGCUGGUGGAGAAGGUGAUGGUCCUGCGCAAGUCGAUAGAGCGCCUGAGGAACAGCGAGGUGGCCGCGCAGAGCCCCGUCCUGGCCGACAAACUGACCCACUACGCCGGCCUGCUGGCCUCCCAGGGUAGCCUGGCCGCUGCCAUGAGCUACCUGCCAGCAGGGUCAAAUCAGGCGGCCAUCAUGAUGUUGAGGGACAGGCUGUUCCAUGCUCAGGGAGAGGCCGCAGAGGGCCAGGCUCCGCCUUGCCCUUACAACAAAGUCUCCAUAGGGGGUGCCACAAAUACUCCAGCUCCUGCCCCUGCACAACCAGCCGCACAGAAGCCACAAAAACCAGGGCAGUACCAGCCCAUGGUACCCACUCAGAUGGGAGAUGCAGGACAGCCUCCUAUGCCCACGGUUUUCACUCCUCGGGCUCUCCCCACAGAGUCCGUGCCCCCCUUUUCUUACUCGGGGAUGCCGCCCACCUCCCACAUGGCCACACACAGCCUGUCCCGUACGGGACCGCGCCCGGCAUACCCCCAGCAUCCUGCCACUGCUCCAGGGUUCCCUCCUGUUCAGCCAUUCAAUCCCGCGGCCGUGUCAGCCUCUUUCCCCCCUCGUCCCGCAAUGCCUGGGUCCAACCUGUCGGGGCCUCCACUGCCCUCAGCCUCUACCCCCGGCAGCCUUCCCAUAAUGCCCAGCCCGGGCCUGCCUCAGCCAAGCUUCAUGCCACCUGCCUCCCUACCCUCGGGGCCGGUGCCGCCCAGCUCUCAGGCUGGAGCUCCCGUCCCCAUGUACCCAGGGGGCUCUCAUUCCCAGGGCCCCGCCCCGCCGCUGGCCUCGGGCCCCUACCACCCCAUGGCACCAGGAUACCCGCCAGGUGGCCCUGGAGCCCCAGCUGCAAAGCCUUUCUCCACUCCUGCAGUUCCCCCACCACCCACAGGAUACUUUCCAUGGCUGGAGUCCCGUUGUGAGGAUGAAGGUUCUCAGGAAGGCUGGAACGACCCCCCUGCCGUACGAGGAGGGCCUAGAAAGAAGAAGCUGCCAGACAACUACACCCCACCAGCGCCCAUCACGGCCCCAGUGAUGGGGUUACCCAUGGAGCCGGCCCACCCCCACGAGGGCAUGCAGGCGCCGCCCGGAGCCCCCCAGGAGCCCAGCGUCCAGCUCCUCCAGCAGCUCCCGGCCGAGAGGGUGGAGCAGAGGGACAUCCCCGCCGACCACCUGGUCCUGAAGACCACCUUCGACGGGCUGGUGCAGCGCUGCCAGCUGGCUGCGGGGGACCCGCAAACGAAGAGAAAACUCGACGACGCAUCGAAACGUCUCGAGCACCUAUACGACAAGUUGCGAGAUCAAACGCUAUCUCCCAGCAUCCUCGCCGGGCUGCAUGAGGUAAGCCGCUGCAUCGAGAGCCGCAACUACCAGCACGCCCUGGCCGUCCACACCCAGAUCGUAAGCAGCAGCAACUUCAGCGAGAUCUCCGCCUUCAUGCCAAUCCUGAAAGUGGUCAUGACCAUCGCCAACAAGCUCAGCAUCUGACAACAGGAAAAACAAAAAUGAAAAACAAACAAGCAAAACUUCAGUGUUAAAGAUCUUUAAGUUAUAAAUACAUAGAUAUUUUUUGAGCUGUUGAGAUGUGCUUUGGUGCUUUAAAUAAUAACAUGCUGCAGACUCCAGGAAUUCAUUUAACUUUUUCGCAAAGUUGUUUCAUGACACGUGCAAGGCGCACUGCUAAAGGGCUUUUAGUUGGGUAGCAGUUAUUCUCGGCAAACCUUCAUUUAUUUUGCUACGUGUAAUUGCAAUCAAUGGAGAAAGGGUGCUGAAGGUUUGAGUGAGGAGGAAUCCGGGCGGCGUGGUGUAGGAUUUGAGUCUGAGCCGUGCACUCUGACUCUGGAAAAGAUGGGAGCCGAUACGGCCUCACAGGGUUUCAGAGAGACAGGCAGUCUGGGAGAGCUUCUGAAAAUAUGUUGGGGUAAGUGUCAGUACCAGACUAUUCACUGGAUUACAUAGGCAAAGGCAUGAAGCCAGUUAUUACAACACAAACCAAACAAGGGAGAGUGUGUGAGUGCAUGCGUGCGUGCAUGUGUGUGUGUGUAUGUGUGCGUGCGUGUAUGUGUGCCCUCUUAGUAACCAGUGCAGGUUUGGAACCAGUGCAAUGGUAGACUGCAACUAAAUAAUUCUAAAUAAACAAAAAUUACUCAUUCAAAAAUUGUUCAUAGAUACAUACUGUACCAUACCAUUUUUUUCAGAUUUAUUGUAAAAUUCCAAAAAGCAAGAUGGCAACCAAUUUUGCCAUCUUCUAUCUAGAGCAUUACACAGGGUUUUUUUGUUAAAAGAGAAUAGAUUUGUUGUUUGGUUAGAUGUUAGUCAUCAAUGUCUUGUGCAGCUAUGGGACUUAACAAUGCAAGGGGGUUUAACCGCUGGUGUUACUGUAACAGCUCGUUGUGUCCUCAGACUUUUUCUAGAAUUGCCAAGAGUGAUUGCUGUGAAGGCUGAAUUGUGUCCAUGCUUUCAGUGUAUGAAUUUAAUGUACCCCAGUUUCUAUGGCUGUGCCUUAGUUGCAUUGGAGUAUAUAGUCAUUUUCAUUUGUAACAUUUUGUGCUGAAUAUAUAUUAUCAAGUCGAAGGAACAUAAUAUUACU
This is a messenger RNA of Megalops cyprinoides (Indo-Pacific tarpon), 4911 nucleotides long. RefSeq names its product SEC31 homolog B, COPII coat complex component (gene sec31b). Lineage: Eukaryota; Metazoa; Chordata; Actinopteri; Elopiformes; Megalopidae. The transcript is spliced from 28 exons. Gene Ontology annotation, molecular function: structural molecule activity; protein binding. Bases 129 to 3809 code for a protein of 1226 amino acids. The record is from RefSeq and is a predicted model, not a curated record. Gene Ontology annotation, cellular component: endoplasmic reticulum exit site; COPII vesicle coat. Gene Ontology annotation, biological process: intracellular protein transport; endoplasmic reticulum organization; endoplasmic reticulum to Golgi vesicle-mediated transport.